Perognathus longimembris pacificus (Pacific pocket mouse) is the source of this 1893-nucleotide messenger RNA. It is a transcript of the gene Hrg, whose product is annotated as histidine rich glycoprotein. Gene Ontology annotation, cellular component: endolysosome; extracellular region; blood microparticle. Gene Ontology annotation, molecular function: cysteine-type endopeptidase inhibitor activity; zinc ion binding; heparin binding. Gene Ontology annotation, biological process: negative regulation of endopeptidase activity; heme transport; negative regulation of fibrinolysis. Lineage: Eukaryota; Metazoa; Chordata; Mammalia; Rodentia; Heteromyidae. The record is from RefSeq and is a predicted model, not a curated record.
AGAAGUAGCCAGAUUUGUACCUGUCAUAGUUUCACCCUCACACCAAUGGUGAGUCUAAACUUUUGUCCCCAGGGCCCACUAAUCAUUUACAGCCUAUUUGGUGGCCAUUUGAACCUGAGGUCAAGGUGAACAUACCUCGUUAUGAAACAGAAAUGUACAAAGACUUUGUUUUGUCAAUAUUGUGUGUGUAUGUGUGUAUUGAGAAACACCUGUAUAAAAUUCUCUGAUAUGAUAGUCCAUAGCUUGCGAUGGUAUAACACAAUGAAAGUGCUCACCAUAGCAUUGCUUCUCUACUCCAUACUCCAGUGCUUGUGUGCUGUGAAUCUCAACUGCAAUGACACUGAGCCUGUGGCAGAGAAAGUGCUGGACCUGAUCAAUAAAGGGCGCUGGAAAGGCUAUCUUUUCCAAUUGCUGCGGGUUGCUGAUGCCUACUUGGACAAAGAGGAAUCUGCGACUGUCUAUUACUUAGUCUUAGAUGUGAAAGAAUCUGACUGCUGGGUCCUAUCCAGGAAACACUGGGAUGACUGUGCCCCUGCUUCUAGAAGGCCCACGGAUAUCGUGAUUGGACAGUGUAAGGUAAAAGCUACAAAACACUCAGAUGAACCUCAGGCACUACGUGUGAAUGACUAUAACUGCACCACAAGUUCAGUUGCUUCAGCACUGAGCAAUAACAAAGACAGUCCUGUACUCUUCGAUUUCUUUGAAGAUACUGAAGUCUACAGAAAACAAGCUGACAAAGCCCUUGAUGAGUACCAAAAGCAGAACCAUGACUUUUCCUCUUUCAGAGUGGAACAAGUAGAGCGAGUUGCCAGAGUGAGAGGAGGAGAAAGAACCAAUUACUAUGUGGACUUCUCUGCAAGGAACUGCUCCACACAUGCUUUCCCUAGACAACCUAAAGUCUUUGGUUUCUGCAGAGCACUUUUGUCCUAUGAUGUAGAAGCCUCUGACUUGGAAACCCCAGAACACCUUGAUGUGAACUGUGAAGUCUUCAGCUUUGAGGAGUGUGGAAAUGUCAGUGCUGUGCGACCACUUCCAGGCCAUCCACAUCACUUUGGUGGGCAUAAGCAUCCUCAUGCCGGCAAACAUUCCUUUAAGCCGGGUGGAUCCCUCCAUCAUCAGCAUCCCCCUGGCCCACAUAAGUAUGGGUGCCUGACUCCCCCAGAAGAACAUGAUAACUCAAGCGGAACACCACGUCGAGAAGGACUUCCUCCACCAUCGCCCCCGAGAGGGCCAAAAUGUCAUCACUUUCCUUUUGACACCAAGGGCACCCACAUGCCCCCUCAUAAUCAGAGCUCCAGUAAGCUCCAUGAACCAAGUCCCCACGGACCCCAUCCCCACGGACACUGUCCCCACAGACCCCAUCCCCAUGGACCCCAUCCCCAUGGACACCACCCCCACGGACCCCAUCCCCACGGACACCACCCCCACGGACCCCAUCCUCAUGGACACCGCUCCCACGGACCCCAUCCUCACGGACCCCAUAACCACAGACACCUUCCCCAUGACCAGGAUGAUUUCCAUGACCAUGGACCCUGUGACCCACCACCUUAUAGGCAAGGUUCCCGUGGUCACCAUCCCCAUGGCCAUGGCCCACCACACGGUCACUCAGGAGAAGGAAAUGAGGGUAAAGGAAACUUUCCUUUCCAUCGGAGACAGGUUGGGUCUGUCUACCGACUCCAUCCCCUGAACAGCAAUGAAGUUCUUCCUCCUCCUGAAGCCAACUUCCCCAGUUUCUCGACCUCAGAUUGCAAAUGUCACUCACAGCCCAAGAUUCAACCCUUUCCUCAAUUAGCCUCUGAAUCAUGUCCAGGGAAGUUCAGGAGUGAGUUUUCACACGUUGCUAAGUUUUUUUGAAUACACAUCUUCAAAAUAAAAUCUCAUUCCUUGAAGAGG